This is a messenger RNA of Prorocentrum cordatum, 321 nucleotides long. NCBI's taxonomy places the organism in Eukaryota, Dinophyceae, Prorocentrales, Prorocentraceae. The record is from the annotation of a GenBank genome assembly.
AUGAAAGAGGAGGAAGGAUGGCGAGCGCAGCACGCGGCAGGCCGUGAUCCCAUCCACGGAACCUCGAGCAGAUCCGCCUUGGUCUUCUGCCUCCGCCUCCACGACUUCUCCGACUCGAACGGCUUCAGCUGGUUACGGCCGAUCUUCGGCGUGCCUGGCGGCGCCAUCGAGUCGAUCCUGGACAGGACGCGGCCCGGCCGGCCCGCGGGCUCGCGCGUGACCAGCCCCGGAAGGAUGGCCAUUGCCGUGCCGGCGCGGCAUAUCGCCGCCGCCGCCGCCACGCAGGCCGCGGCACAUGGCAGCAGGGCGGCUGUCCUCCCG